Molecule: messenger RNA, 1056 nt
Organism: Neoarthrinium moseri
Lineage: Eukaryota; Fungi; Ascomycota; Sordariomycetes; Amphisphaeriales; Apiosporaceae
Exons: 2
Coding region: 1-1056 (351 amino acids)
Source: RefSeq, a predicted model, not a curated record
AUGCAGCAUCUCAAGCUUGCAGCCCUGAUCGCGAGGGCGAGUCUUGAGCCCUCAGGCAUCAUCAAACGGGGCCAAGAAGACGCGAAUGGAACUGGCCAAGUUCUAUUCAUGAUACUUGGUGCUUUGACGAUCGCAUCCAUAGUGCCAGCCAUUCUUUACACUACAUACACUCUAUCUGCUCUCUUUCCCGUCUUAACCGUUGUGGAAAGCCACUCGGACUACGUCCCCCUCAAGCAAGCCGAAAAUGACGAAAGCGGCAAGGAGAAGAGCUCGUCCAUCGAGGAACCCAGUGCAUCACAUCAGCAACAGUUGACUUCCGGCAUUCGGGCACUGCACCGCGUGCUCUAUUCUCUCUCUGGAUUCAGAUCGCUUUUCCGUGCAAUCAACAUUAUGAUGUACUACAACUCAGUCACCGCCUUGAUAGUCAUAGUCCUCAGCUUAAUCCCCUAUAUGCCUGUGCCGGUCGCUUCGCUCGUUGCCGAUCUGAUCGCCGUGCCCAUUCACGUCUCGUGGGUUCACUGGGCGAUCACCACGCCAGGCAGGCACCGAGCCUGGUACCGUACACCGGAGUUCAAGUCGACUUUGAAAGCGACUGCCAUUCCAACUAUGAUUCUUGCCUUCGCAAACCAGGUUGCGGUCGAACUACCCGGUGUCGUUCUCCAGCUUCUCAGGAUCGAGGUCGAUGAACCCCUCGGCAUGGGUUAUAAGGUGCCCAAGGUGACAGGGGUAGACUCCGGAUACCAUUUGGCACUCUUCUAUACAAUUUUCCUAGGAGUUGUUGCCACAUGCUAUAUCCCCGCCCAAGCUGCCUUGAUCCGCAUCGAAGCCUCACUUCUCCCCGCCGAGGAAGAGACAAUUGUGUCAGUUGACCGGACUUUUGGCAUGAACAAUGUCGAGAGGGAUGGCGCGCUCUCAUUCCUGAAUGCUAUCAAAUCUAUGAAGGGAUCUUGGGGUCGCUUGUACAAGCUUUACAUCAAAAUCUUCUUCAUGACCUUUGCUAUCGAGAGUAUCCUUGUUGCGCUGGUCAUUCUUUGUGUAGUGGCCACCAGUCACUGA